Molecule: messenger RNA, 2340 nt
Organism: Leptosia nina
Lineage: Eukaryota; Metazoa; Arthropoda; Insecta; Lepidoptera; Pieridae
Source: the annotation of a GenBank genome assembly
AUGGCGACAAACGAAUGGCGAUCUGUGAUGGCGGCUUUUGAAGCUGUAUCAGACAUAACUAAAUUAUUUACAAUGCGCCGCAGAAGUGAAAAGGGAACCCCGAGGAAAGCAAAGGCUUCGCCAGAAAAAAAGGAAAAGGAAAAGCCAGAAAAAUUAAAGCGCACUCGGAGCAGGCGUAGAAAGCAAUCAUCGACUUCCGAAGAUGAAACAGUUGAAGAGAUUAUUCCGACUGAAACCAUGGUUACAGAACCAGUAGCAGAAACCGUACAAAUCCCGCCAAAAGAGGAGAGCCCUGACCAAUCCCAAGAACAAGUGUGGCAUGUUAAGGCAGCAGAUACUUCUAGCGACGGAGGUGAAAUUCAAAAGCUUAAAAUUUGCCUUACACGACCGCCGUCUACUCCCGAACGCGUGGACCGAUCACCUCGGAGUAAAAGAAAGCAUUCACGUGCUACUAGCUCUAGCGAUACGCCUAGUGUAGAGGGUGACUCAGAAAAGAGGAAGUCAAAAUACCGUACUAGAAAGGCUACUGCGGAGUCAAAAGAUUCUACAGAGAAAAUUUUGUCCGGGAAAGAUGAUGAAGCGGAUACAGAAAUGCAGGUUGAGCCAUCAGUGAAAUCUGACUCUGAUGUCAGUCAGAGUAAUGAAUGUAAGGAGUUUAAGGAUAAGGUAAGCACUGAUGAAACUCCAAUGUCUACAACUAAUGAUGAUGAUAAAGAUGUGAAAGUUGUUUCUACUGAAGAGACAAAGGACAAAGAUGAACCUGUAAAUGAAGAACAAGCUCAAGAUAAAACAUCUGAUGCCGAUACAACAGUUGCAUCUCCUAAACAAGAGGGACCUGUGCAGUCACCAAAAGCUGAAAAUCCAGAGAGGAAAAGGAGUGUGUCAGUUGAAAAGUCUGAAGUUCUGGAGUUGCAUACUGAAGAUUUAAAGUGUGAAUCCUCAGAUAUCAAGGAACCUCAGGAAGAAGACUCAAAGGAUCAACAAAAGGAGGCAGACACUUCACAAGAGCCCAGUAAGGUAAGUACAAAUGAAGCUGAAAAUGAAGUUUCAGAGAAAACGGAGUCUCCUUCUGAGGUUCUAACUUCUGAUAAUAAAAAUGAUGUUGUAGAAAAUAGCAAUGAAGGAAAGUUAGAAUCAAGCGACAUUAAGGAGACUAUAGAGGAUAGUUCAGAGACAAUACAACAGGAUAGCUGUAUGAAAGUCACAAAUAAAAUCAUUGAAAAUGAAAAACCCACAGAGGAUAAUAUUCCUAAUGGUCAAGAACAAACAACACCCCUUGUCAUUAACAGAAAGAGGCGGUGGGGUUCACGUCCUACCAAAUUACAAUCUCAGAAGUCUAUAACCAUCUCAACAGAUGUUUUAAAAGAGAUAAUCCCCGAUGUUAAACCUACGGAAUUUGACGAAGUUAUUGAAGACAAAAAACACAAAAGAAUAGAAGUUCCAGAAAAAAUUGAAAGGCCUAUUUUGCCUAAGAUUGUUAUUGACAAUACAGAAAAUAUAGAAAUGAAUAAAAAAGAAGAUGACAAGGAAAAUAAAACUCGUGACUCACAUUUGGCAUUAUCAAGAAAAAUAUCAAUAGUUAAAGAUAGCGACAGCAUUAUUGCUAGACCACCAAGUCCACCCAGGCAUACACAAUCCAAUAUUCUGUUUAUCACUAAUCUAGUCAGGCCCUUCACUUUGCCUCAAUUGAAGAACUUGUUGCAAAGGACUGGCAGAAUAGUUGAAAAUGGCUUCUGGAUUGAUAAAAUCAAAUCUAAAUGUUUUGUCAUAUAUGAAAAUGAAGAUCAAGCCGUUGAAACAAGACACGCAUUACAUGGAGUCACAUGGCCUGUAUCAAAUCCAAAGUCAUUGCAAGUAGACUUUUCAACACAAGCCGACUUUGACAAGGCAAAGGCCAAUGAAGAUACUGACAAUGCUAAAGCAAUUACCAUACCCGGAACAGUGGAGGAUUGGUUGCGUGAGCAGGAUAUGAAGAGGGAAAAGGGAGAAGUUGAAAAGCCAUGGGAGCGUAAGGCAGCAAUGCGGGAGUGGGACUUAGGAAAGAACGAAAAAGGCAAGGAGAAGGAGAAACUACAGAGGGAAGAACGGCCGGCCGACAAGCGCAGACAUCGCUCACCAGAACGUAGUCCAGAGCCAGCAAGAAAAUUUAAAAAGAAAGAAGAGGAAGCACCAGCGAAACUUUUGGACGAUUUGUUCAGAAAGACUAAAACCACUCCCUGCAUAUAUUGGCUACCACUCUCCGCUGAAACGAUCGCAAUCAAAGAGGAGCAGCGUCGGCAACACAUGGCCGAAUACGAGAGACGGAUGCACGAGACGCGUCGUCCGCACCGCAGACAUUAG